Colletotrichum tamarilloi is the source of this 546-nucleotide messenger RNA. RefSeq lists its product as uncharacterized. The transcript has a single exon. The record is from RefSeq and is a predicted model, not a curated record. NCBI's taxonomy places the organism in Eukaryota, Fungi, Ascomycota, Sordariomycetes, Glomerellales, Glomerellaceae. The coding region runs from base 1 to 546 and encodes 181 amino acids.
AUGGCUGAAGCCCUCGGGGUAGCUUCAAGCGUCAUCGCUGUCGUCGACUUGACAGCAAAGGUCGCAGGAGCCUCGAUCAAGCUCGUCAACCUAUGGAAAGAGAUCAAACAUGUCCCAGAUACGCUGCUUGAGAAGGCCGAGCGGCUCAGAGACUUUGAAGACUUUCUUCUGGAGACAGAGAGCCAGGCUGCCGAUAGUCCUAUGCCCCAACGAGCUUGGAACAGUGCUCUCUUGCAAAAGUAUAUCUCCAGAACCCGGACUGCGUUGAAGGACCUGCAGCAGAUGGUCGAUCAGCUGUACGCCCGGGUCACAGAUCCACGAAAGUUCAAGAGAAAUCUGGCGUCGACAAAGGCCGUUCUUCGAAAGGAGGACCUUUCUGCUUUGGACUCGAAGCUCAAUUUGGCGUUGGACCUUUUCAAGCUAGCUCGCGAGCAGUAUUUGACGCAUGUGAAUUCUUUCACCAAUCACUCUACUAGAAAGCUGACUGUCUUUACCAAGAUCACUGAUGUCAUACUCUGUGAUGCUUCAAUUACAGCAGUCGUCUGA